AUGGCCGUUAUUUAUUUCAAAAGUCAGUCGUCGCUAGGGAAACUAUCAAUGAAGAAAUGGAUGUCACCGAACGAAUUGAAGAAUGGGACAGAAGAUUUAAUAGAGUUUGAAGAACGUUGA
Molecule: messenger RNA, 120 nt
Organism: Paraglomus brasilianum
Lineage: Eukaryota; Fungi; Glomeromycota; Glomeromycetes; Paraglomerales; Paraglomeraceae
Source: the annotation of a GenBank genome assembly